Messenger RNA from Pseudoliparis swirei, 4804 nucleotides. RefSeq names its product sodium- and chloride-dependent taurine transporter-like. Bases 600 to 2906 code for a protein of 768 amino acids. The record is from RefSeq and is a predicted model, not a curated record. Lineage: Eukaryota; Metazoa; Chordata; Actinopteri; Perciformes; Liparidae. Gene Ontology annotation, molecular function: taurine:sodium symporter activity; protein binding. Gene Ontology annotation, biological process: taurine transmembrane transport; sodium ion transmembrane transport; neurotransmitter transport. The transcript has 18 exons. Gene Ontology annotation, cellular component: plasma membrane.
AUUAACAAAAGGAAGUGAAUUUAAAUGUUCUAGUUUAUAAAAGCACAUUAUUUUUUUCAAGCAAGACUUUAAAGUAAAUCAAAUGUUAAAGAGCGUCGUCAGCUGGACCUGCGUCCGAAAAGAUUAAUAUACUUGUAAACAACACGAUGACGUGUGCUGCGUUCAAGUAACCCCGCGUGAGCUCCGCUUUUCGGCGUCCUCACGGCGCGAGAGCUGCCACUCGUGGCGGCGGUGGGACGCGACAACGAAUACGACGUGUUAAAUACACAGUCACGUGAUGUUUACAAGUCAAAUGAAGCAAUUAUUAUUAAAACAAUAAAAUGAUAGCAGUAAGUUUAAACAUAAUAAACAGCGAACCGUCCGAGUUCCCAUUAUUCUCGGCAACACGUGAAGCAGACUCACUCAGGUCACGUGACCCCUUCCUAUCCUAGAGCCGCUGAAGGAAUGGAGCAGUUUUUUUGUAAACAAUCUUGUAAAAACAAACAAAAAACUCCUCCUCCAAAAAGGUGGGCGUUGACAGCGAGCAGCCCGAGCGGUCCCUGAAGCUCACACCGGGUCCUCCCGCUCACCUGUCCGGUGCGGAUGCAUCCCGGGGGAUCAUGGACGUGUACGAUCUGUUCAGCAGUUGCAGAAAGGGCGACGUCUGCAGAGUCAGGUACCUCGUUGAACACAGAGACGUGGACCUCAAUGUAAGAGACAAGUGGGACAACUCCCCCCUGUAUUACGCGUGUCUCUGUGGUUAUGAGGAGCUGGUCCAGUACCUGUUGGCGAAUGGAGCCAAGGGCGAAGCCAACACGGUCAACGGAGAGCGCUGCAUGUACGGCUCUCUGAACGAAUCGGUCUGCCGCCUGCUCAAAGACUACAAGUGCAUCAGCGCGCGCGCCAUGCGGCGCGGAGACUUCAGAUACUUCAUGCGCACGCUGCUGGAGCAGGGCACGCACGCCGACUUCCACUUCCUGGUUCACGGGCAAAUGUUCACGGCCCACCGCUGCGUCCUCAGCGCUCGCUCAGAGUACUUCGCCGAGAUGUUUGAGACCAAGUGGAAAGGGAAGAGCGUGGUCACCCUGAAGCACCCUCUGAGACACCUGAAGCCGUCGCCGGGGAAGAGCCCCGGCACGCGGCCCGAGGCCGAGGGCAAGACCCCCCAGAGGGAGAAGUGGUCCAGCAAGCUGGACUUUGUCCUGUCCGUGGCCGGAGGCUUCGUCGGGUUGGGGAACGUCUGGCGGUUCCCUUACCUUUGUUAUAAAAAUGGCGGAGGUGCGUUUCUCAUCCCGUACACCAUCUUCCUGUUCGGCGGCGGCCUGCCGGUGUUCUUCCUGGAGGUGGCGCUGGGCCAGUACACCUCGGAGGGAGGGAUCACCUGCUGGGCCAAGCUGUGCCCCAUCUUCACCGGUAUCGGCUACGCCUCCGUGGUGAUCGUGUCCCUGCUGAACGUGUACUACAUCGUGAUCCUGGCCUGGGCGCUCUACUACCUGUUACAGUGCUUCCAGCCAGAGCUCCCCUGGGCCAAAUGCAACCAGCCCUGGAACACCGAGUUCUGCAUAGAGGACACGGUCCGGCGGAACAAGACCCUCUGGCUCGCGGCCAACAUGACCAACUACACCUCCCCCGUCACCGAGUUCUGGGAACGCAACGUCCUGAGCAUCUCCAGCGGCAUCGAGGACACCGGGCCCCUGAAGUGGGACCUGGCCCUGUGUCUCCUCGCCGUCUGGAUCAUCUGCUUCUUCUGCAUCUGGAAGGGAGUCAAGUCCACGGGGAAAGUGGUAUACAUAACGGCGACCUUCCCGUUUGUGAUGCUCAUCGUGUUGCUGGUGCGCGGAGUAACGCUGCCCGGAGCAUCCGAAGGGAUCAAAUUCUACCUUUACCCCAACCUGACCCGCCUGCAAGACCCAGAGGUGUGGAUUGACGCGGGAACCCAGAUUUUCUUCUCCUACGCCAUCUGCCUGGGUGCCAUGACGUCGCUGGGGAGCUACAACAAAUACAAGUACAACUGCUACAGGGACUGUUUGCUGCUGGGAGGCCUCAACAGCGCCACCAGUUUUGUAUCUGGCUUCGCAAUAUUUUCCGUCCUGGGCUUCAUGGCACAAGAACAAGGGGUGGACAUUGCCGAUGUGGCAGAGUCAGGUCCCGGUCUGGCCUUCAUCGCCUACCCCAAAGCCGUGUCCAUGAUGCCGAUGCCGACCCUCUGGGCCAUCCUCUUCUUCAUCAUGCUGCUGCUCCUGGGCCUCGACAGCCAGUUCGUCGAAGUGGAAGGGCAGAUCACUUCCAUCGUGGAUCUGUACCCUGAUGUCCUGAGGAAGGGUUACCGGCGGGAGAUCUUCAUCGCCCUGAUGUGCUCCAUGAGCUACCUCUUGGGGCUCGCCAUGGUAACGAAGGGUGGCAUGUACGUGUUUCAACUCUUCGACUACUAUGCAGCCAGUGGUGUGUGCCUUUUGUGGGUUGCAUUCUUUGAAUGCAUCGCCGUAUCCUGGGUUUAUGGAGUGGAUAACUUCUACGACGCCGUCGAGGACAUGAUCGGCUACCGGCCAAACUCCUGGAUGAAGUGGAGCUGGACCGUCGUCACACCCGUCCUCUGCAUGGGCUGCUUUGUCUUCUCCCUGGUGAAGUACAAGCCCUUGAAGUACAACAAGGUGUACGAGUACCCGGACUGGGCCAUCGGCCUCGGCUGGUGUUUGGCCAUGUCCUCCAUGAUCUGCAUCCCCAUGGUGAUGGUCAUCAAGAUCUUACAGUUCGAUGGAUCCCUGAUCGAGAGGAUAAAAGCGGCGGCCGCCCCGGCGAAGUCGGGCGUGAGCUCUCGCCCGAAAGAGUACAACGUGAAGGGCAGCGAGCUGACGCAGCUCCUGAGCCCCAACGGGAACAAUGGCUUGACGAAGCCCACCCACACCGUCGUAGAAACGAUGAUGUGAGCGCUCUCUGUGAGAGGAAUACGAUCGAUGUGCUUUCUGUGUUAUUAUCAUAUUUGCUAACGUCGAUAACGGUAGGUUUACAUCAUCAGAUAUAUUCACGUUAGAGAUGCUCUGCUUUGAUUUCUACGGAGAGUUAUAUAUUUUAUUGUUGUAAUGUUGUCGGGUUUUUUUCUCUUGUAUUUUUUUUUUACUAUAUCGAUAUUCUUGAUGUUACAAUUGUUAUUGCUGUAGUCGGCACUGAUCUCACGUUAAAUAUUACGAGAUAGAAAGUGUUCAAUGUUUACUACCAUUGUGUUGAUUCCGGAGAAGAGAUGAGGAAUUUGCUUCGUUGUUUUAUUUUUUUUAACCCUUGUGUUGCCUUAGGGUCAUUUUGACCCGAAUCAAUAUUAUACCCUCCCCCCGCCUUUGGGUCAUUUUGACCCGAUUCAAUGUUUCACCCUCCUGUUACCUUUAUAUUUACUAACAUAUUUUACCCUUUGGGUUCAAUUUGACGCCAGCAAUUAAAACCUCCAGAAAAUUAUUAGAAUUAAUAUUGUUUUCCAAGUUUAAGUGUGAGGCACUUUAUGUUUGUUUGUUGACUACCGAAAGAACACCGACAUUAAACAUUGAAUGGGGUCAAAUUAAUCCUAAGGCAGGGGGAGGGUGUAAUAUUGAUUCGGGUCAAAAUGACCCUAAGGCAACACAAGGGUUAAAUAGAAGAAAUUCUCAUUUCACUUAAAUUCAGGAAACUAAACGAGCAAUUAACCGCGUAAAAAAAAAGAGUAGAAGACGUCUAAACUCCCUCACGUUGCCCAAGCUAACUUCUAAUGUCUUGUUGUUGUUGUUGUUGUUGUUGUUGUCGUCAGUCACCCCUGCAGUGAAAAUGAUUGUACGUGAGCCACCCACGUCUCUGUUGAGUGGCAAUAUGCAGUGGAAAGAGUUAAAUCUUUGCUUGACAUCCUUUUCAAAGUUACAAGUUGAACAAGGCCUUGGCCAAAUACUGUGAGAAAUGCAUCCAUCCAAAUGAGAUCCAUCCUUCAAAAAAACAAGACUACAUAAUAAAAGAAGAAAAGGAAGUCGGUGGAAAAGGGAAGUGGCAUUUUUAGAAUUAUUUGUACACAGCCUGUGUGACUACUAUAGUCAGUCCCAGUGCAUUCAUUGAAACCUCUCUUUGCACUUUAUAUGUAUGUUUAACCUUUUUAAUUGUAGUAUUUGUUUCGAUUCUUGCAAGGUUAUGUUAUUUCAGGAGGAAAUAUUUUUAGCUUCUUAACUUUUGGAUAUUGUAAACUUUGAGAUACAGUAUCUAGUUGUCUACUUGCUAAGUCGAUGACGGAAUAGAGUAGAAAUCUGACGUCUAAUAUUCUGAGAAGAAUCUGUGAGAUCACUAUCAAAGUUUAAAAAUAUAUUUUUUCUAAACAUCCAUUGUGCUCAUUUCAACAGCAGAUGCGCUCUGCUGAACUACCACUGGAUUCUAGUUUCUAAUGUUCGGUUUAGGCAUUUAUAUAUUGUAGAAUUUGAAUUGUUUAUAAAUCACAUAUGCCUUUUUGUAACAAUUUUAUACUGUACAUCAUAUGAACAUCACCAUGAUACAGAAAAACUCAAUUUGUUUUCUAAAUACGUUGAGAGCCGGGAUUACAUUUUUCAGCGUGUAUUAUAUUCAUUGAAGCAAUGGCGUCCUCUGCUCACUCGAGAUGCACCGUCAAAUUUAGAAAUAUUGUUCAAUAAUUCAACAACUUGCACAGUUAAGAUACAAACAUCUGAAGCGAUGUGCAGUAGCCACCACAGUACCGCGCUGCUUUUGUCUGUUAAGAUCUUGGAGAUUCAAGUGUACCAAAGUAUUUUUGUCUCACAGUUGUCCCCUUUUGAGAUGCACAUUGCAUCAUUUCUAUAUAGAUUACAAUAAACAUGUUUUCCUCGGA